AUGAACUCGCGGCAGAAGUGCUGCCUUCACUGCCCGGGCACCUGGGUGUCCUCUCAAGUCCGGAGGGAGCACACCUGCCGGCUACCCACGUACAUAAAGGGUAAUUUGAAGCUCUCGUCGCUAAAGCAGUACGUGGCGGGCGAGGGCGAGAGGCGGGAGAGACUCGCGCGAAAGAACUCGGGAGAGUCUCCGGAGAAGAGAACCAUGUCUAGACAGAAUUCGGUUUGCGACAGAUUCGCGAUAGCCCGGAAAUUUCAUGCUGAGAAUCUGGAGCAUCAGCCACUGCCUGAUAAGGUUGACGACUCGGUUUUCAGGAAUGUCAGGCCUGAUCGGGGAGCCUUACUCAGCAAAUCAUCACCUGAUUUGACGAAAAUCGAUGGCACGAGGGGUCACAAACUGCGUACAUCCCUGCAAUACGGCCCCAGCCUUGGCUGCAAGGUUCCCACCACCAACAUGGACUUAGCCAUCUGCUGGGAGGCACCAAUCGACCCGAACUACGAGCCCACGUGGCCUGUUCACAUCGACGGCUCCGACGGUGGUCCCGCACCAGCUGUCUUCGCCCUAGUCCAGCACGAACCGGGGGACGAGAAGUCCUUCAAAUCCCCGGUGGAGAGAUUCGAGGCUAAAUUCAUAAACGUGAAAGGUCGAAGCAGAAGGGAGGACCAGACCUGCCAGACCUGCGAGGAGGCCAACGAUAAUGGCAACGACUUGUGCGAGAAUUUCGACGGCAUCCACAUCACCGAGGAUGAGGACAAUCGUCUCGUGAAAUCCGCGACCUACGGCUGUCCGAACCCCAGGAAGCGACAGCCCGUUCAUCUGAGGAGUUGCGCCCCUUGUCACUGCAGGGGGGAGAGACUGAAGAGGGCUAGGUGUGUUCACUCGGCCCCUCAUCACGGGGCCAAGAACAUCAAGAGGAAUGGGCUUCCCAACAAGAUCAUGGUGCCGAGACCCAGGACACCGUACGCCAAACGAAAUUUCUGCAUUGACACCUUGACACCACCGUUCACUAUUAUUGAGGGCUCCAGGGAUGCUGAUUAUCCGGAACACUGGAGACUCUCAUCGGUCUAUCAGCAGUCUUACAGAAAUCCGAAGAACCAAUGA
Molecule: messenger RNA, 1101 nt
Organism: Diachasma alloeum
Lineage: Eukaryota; Metazoa; Arthropoda; Insecta; Hymenoptera; Braconidae
Exons: 2
Coding region: 1-1101 (366 amino acids)
Source: RefSeq, a predicted model, not a curated record